Molecule: messenger RNA, 233 nt
Organism: Geodia barretti
Lineage: Eukaryota; Metazoa; Porifera; Demospongiae; Tetractinellida; Geodiidae
Source: the annotation of a GenBank genome assembly
CAACAAUACAGUAAUCCACAAGAUCGCCUUCUUCAUAUUAUUGAUGAGUUUGUGAAACAAGUGGAGCUGAGCCCUAGCUACAUGGAGAGCCAUUGUAGAUGCCCUCAGGGAACCACUCAUUUCCGAACCUCGCUUGGCUCGAGAGAUUGAGGGGAAGUUUUGUCCACUAGCCCCUUCAGAAACUGCAGUUUCCGUGGCUGUGUCGGUAUGAAGUGCCGUUUAUCUCAGAACUA